Eptesicus fuscus (big brown bat) is the source of this 1114-nucleotide messenger RNA. RefSeq names its product transforming growth factor beta receptor 3 like (gene TGFBR3L). The record is from RefSeq and is a predicted model, not a curated record. The coding region runs from base 1 to 927 and encodes 308 amino acids. The transcript is spliced from 7 exons. NCBI's taxonomy places the organism in Eukaryota, Metazoa, Chordata, Mammalia, Chiroptera, Vespertilionidae.
AUGCUGGGUGCCGCGGCCCUGCUGCUGGCCCUGCUCCCGGGGACCUCCACCCUGCCCAGCGGGCCGCCUGAGGCUAGGAGGUUGAAUCAUGUGCUUGAGGGCCUGAGGGGCAGCCCGCACUCCCUCUGUGCCCCUCUUUCUGCCCCGCCAGCGCCCCCCUUUCCACGGGCGCCCGGUUCGCGGCUGCGUCGACCCCUUUUCCAUCUAGAGCUGUCGGACGCACCGGACGCGUUCCCGCGCCGCGCAGGGCCGCUCGAGGUCCCAGCGGACAGCCGCGUGUUCGUGCAGGCGGCCCUGGCCCGGUCCUCCCCGCGCUGGAGCCUGGCCCUGCACCGCUGCUGGGUGACGCCCUCCUCACGUCCGGCCCCAGGACCCACCCUGGCGCUCCUGCGAGGGGGCUGCCCCACCGAUUCCUCGGUCACCUUCCCGCCACCACGCCCUGGGGCCGCCCGCUUCAGCUUCCGUCUGCACCCGGUCUUCAAUGCCUCGGUGCAGUUCUUGCACUGCCAGCUGAGCCGCUGCCGCCUCCGGGGAAGCCACCGGACUCCGGAACCUGUGCCGCUGCCGCCCCAGUCGCCGUGUCUGCCUCAGGAUGAGGCGUGCGCCAGCAGUGGCAGCGGCGAGAGUCUGGGUGCCAACGGCCCCCACCUGCACACACUGACGCAGCCCAUCGUGGUCACGGUGCCACGGCCGCCCCUCAGGCCACCCAAGGGCGUCCCCGGCAGAGCCGUACGCCCUGAGCCUCCUGCGCCGGCCCCGGUGGCCCUGGAGCCCGCACCGCUGGUGGCGCUGGUGGUGGCCGCCUUCUUGUUGGGCGCCGCGCUGGUCGCCGGGCUCGGCCUCGUGUGCGCGCCUUCAGCGCCCCCACCUCCCAGCCCACCCCCAAGAGCCUCGCCUAGCGACCCCCAGCCCAGAAGACCCCAGUAAGGCAGGGUGGCCUGGAUCGCCCCUUCAAGGGAUGGCGUGCCCCCAGCAGAGUCCAGGGACGCACCCGCCAGACUUAAUGUCGGAGCAGACUCACCAGUCUGGACCGCAGCCUUCGACCUCGGACCCCACGGCACCAUGAUCCCUGCACCCCGCCUCCUCACUCCUCCCACCUGGGCUCAAAAUAAAC